Ichthyophthirius multifiliis is the source of this 2435-nucleotide messenger RNA. RefSeq lists its product as hypothetical. Gene Ontology annotation, biological process: protein stabilization; cellular response to heat; protein folding. The record is from RefSeq and is a predicted model, not a curated record. NCBI's taxonomy places the organism in Eukaryota, Ciliophora, Oligohymenophorea, Hymenostomatida. Gene Ontology annotation, cellular component: perinuclear region of cytoplasm; protein-containing complex; cytosol. The transcript has a single exon. Gene Ontology annotation, molecular function: ATP binding; ATP-dependent protein folding chaperone; ATP hydrolysis activity.
AAAUUUAAAAAAAAAAUUACUUAACUUUUUUAAAAAAAAAAACUAAAGACAAAAAAACAAAAAAUCCAAUAAAAAUGACAACAACCGAACCCGAACAUUUCGCUUUCGAAGCCGAUAUCUAACAAUUGAUGGGAUUAAUCAUCAAUACAUUCUAUUCUAAUAAAGAAAUUUUCUUAAGAGAGUUAAUCUCUAACUCAUCUGAUGCCUUAGAUAAGAUCAGAUACAAAAGUAUCACUGAUGCCGAAAGUGCCAGACUUGAUAUAGAACCAAACUUCAGAAUUAGAGUCAUCCCUGACAAAACUAACAAUACUUUAACUAUUUGGGAUACCGGUAUUGGUAUGACUAAGAAAGAAUUAAUUAAUAACUUAGGUACUAUUGCCAAAUCAGGAACUAAAGCUUUCAUGGAAGCCUUAUCUUCAGGUGCUGAUAUUUCCAUGAUUGGGCAAUUUGGUGUUGGUUUUUACUCUGCUUAUUUGGUAGCUGAGAGAGUCGAAGUUAUUUCCAAAUCUAAUGAUGAUGAUCAUUAAUAUAGAUGGGAAUCUACUGCUGGAGGUACUUUUACAGUCGUAAAUGAUGAUGAGAACCCUGAAAAACUUACCAGAGGUUCUAAAAUUAUUUUACACAUGAAGAGUGAUAACUUAGAAUUUUUAGAAGAAAGAAGAAUUAAGGAUUUGAUUAAAAAACACUCCGAAUUUAUCGCUUUCCCUAUUGAACUUUACGUCGAAAAAACCGAAGAAAAAGAAGUUUCUGAUGACGAAGAAGAGACUGCUGAAAAAGAAAAAAAAGAAGGAGAUGAACCUGAAAUUAAGGAAGAAAAAGACGAAAAUAAGCCUAAAAAGAAGAAAAAAGUAAAAUAAGUACACAGCGAAUUCGAAGAAUAGAACAAAAAUAAGCCUCUAUGGAUGAGAAAACCAGAAGAAAUAACAAAGGAAGAAUACUCUGCCUUUUAUAAAUCACUCACAAACGAUUGGGAAGAUCAUUUGGCUGUAAAAUAAUUCUCAGUCGAAGGUCAAUUAGAAUUUAAAGCUAUUCUUUUUAUCCCCAAGAGAGCUCCUUUUGAUCUUUUUGAAACUAAAAAGAAGAAAAAUAAUAUUAAACUUUAUGUCAGAAGAGUGUUCAUUAUGGACGAUUGUGAAGAUAUUAUCCCUGAAUAUUUAAAUUUCGUAAAGGGAGUAGUUGAUUCUGAAGAUUUGCCUUUAAAUAUUUCAAGAGAAUUCCUCUAACAUAAUAAAAUCUUGAAGGUUAUCAAGAAAAACAUCGUUAAAAAAUGCCUUGAUAUGAUUACCGAAGUUUCCGAAAACGAAGAAGAAUUCAAAAAAUUCUACGAAUAAUUCGGAAAAAACUUAAAAUUGGGAAUACAUGAAGACUCAGCCAAUAGAUCUAAAUUAUCCGAAUUCUUAAGAUAUCAUUCAUCUAAAAGUGCUGAAGAAUUAACUACUUUAAAGGACUAUGUAAGUAGAAUGAAAGAAGGUCAAAAAGACAUAUAUUUUAUUACUGGAGAAUCUAAAGCCUCUGUAGCUUAAUCUCCUUUCGUAGAAUCUUUAAAAAAGAGAGGAUAUGAAGUCCUUUAUAUGAUUGAUCCUAUUGAUGAAUACGUAAUUUAACAAUUAAAGGAAUUCGAUGGAAAAAAACUCAAAAAUUGUACCAAAGAAGGACUCGAAUUAGAAUAAACUGAAGACGAAAAGAAAUAACUUGAAGAAAAAAAAGCUUCUUUUGAACCAUUAUGUAAAUUAAUCAAAGAAGUACUCGGAGAUAAAGUAGAAAAAGUAGUUGUUGGCCAAAGAUUAGAUGAAUCUCCUUGUGUUUUAGUUACUGGAGAAUAUGGAUGGUCUGCUAAUAUGGAAAGAAUUAUGAGAGCUUAAGCUUUAAGAGAUUCCGCUUAAUCUACUUAUAUGAUCUCGAAAAAAACUAUGGAAAUUAACCCUGAUCAUCCUAUUGUUUAGGAACUUAAAUCAAGAUCAGACAAAGAUAAAGCUGAUAAAACCGUCAAAGAUUUAGUCUGGUUAUUAUUUGAUACUUCUUUAUUAACUUCAGGUUUCUCAUUAGAUGAACCUACUCAUUUUGCUAGUAGAAUCCAUAGAAUGAUUAAGUUAGGACUCUCUAUUGAUGAUGAUAAAAUGGAAGAAGAAGUACCUGGUCUUGUUAAAGAUGCUACUAAUAAUAAUACUGAUUAAUAAGCUACUAAUGCUAUGGAAGAUGUUGAUUGAAGAGAGAAAAUAGGUGUUUUUUUUAUAAAGAAAAAAAAGGUUUUAGUACUUUUUUUUUCUUUCUUUCUCUCUCUAUUAUGUUUAAUUAAAAUACAUUAGAAUUAUAUUAUUUGGUUUUUUUAUAUAUAAUUUUUUUUCUCUUGUAUUUUUAUUUAUUUUUUUAUGUUUGCUUUUUUUGCACUUUUUUAAGUAGUUUUAAAGUCUUUUUUAUAUAUAGAUUUCAUUAUU